Pieris napi is the source of this 1440-nucleotide messenger RNA. RefSeq lists its product as uncharacterized. The transcript has a single exon. The coding region runs from base 1 to 1440 and encodes 479 amino acids. The record is from RefSeq and is a predicted model, not a curated record. NCBI's taxonomy places the organism in Eukaryota, Metazoa, Arthropoda, Insecta, Lepidoptera, Pieridae.
AUGAUCUACUAUGAAAACGAAAUUAUAACAGAAGAAAAGCCCCCGUCAAGCAUUCCGUCAAGUGACCCUGCACUAUGGCAAGUAAACAAUGAAUUUCGAGAUUAUAUUGCUAAAAAAGGACUGCAACAAAACGAAGAAAUAGAUUUUUCCAGACCAGAAAGGCAGUAUAAAAAUAAAAAAAGAUUUCUAUCUAAAAACAUGUUCGAAAUGAAGCUCGUUAAUGGCAAAAUUGUGAAGAGAAGCUGGUUAGUGUAUUCAGAAUCCACAGGUCACGUGUUUUGUGGACCUUUCAAGUUAUAUGGAGGAACAUCCGUAUUUGCCAAAAGUGGAUUUAAUGACUGGAAAAAUGCUAACCUAAUAACUGAUCAUGACAAUUCUCCGGAUCAUCGUAAAUGUUUGGGACAAUAUGUAUCAAGAGGAAAUUUUUUACAAAGAAUGGAUACCCAAAUAGUCAAACAAUAUAAUGAAGAAAUGACUUAUUGGCGAAAUGUAUUACUACGUGUAAUAGAAACAAUAAAGUUUUUAGCUUCUCGUGGGCUUCCAUUUCACGGUCAAAAUGAAGUUAUUGGAUCUGCAUUAAACGGAAAUUUUCUUGGCUGUAUUGAGCUUAUAUCUAAAUUUGAUCCUUUCAUGGCUGAACAUGUGGUAAGAUUUGGGCAAAAAGAUAGAGGUUCUUCAUCCUACUUGUCAUCCUCUAUAAUCGAUGAAUUUAUUUUACUGCUGGCUGACGAAGUUCGACUUUCGAUUGUAGGAGAAAUAAAAAAAGCAAAAUAUUAUUCGAUAAGCAUUGAUUCUACUCCAGAUAUUUCACACACCGAUCAGUUGACAUUUAUUAUUCGUUAUAUUUUGCCUGAAGGAGAACCUGUCGAACUCUUUGUUACAUUUUUACCCAAUUGCGGUCACAAAGGUGAAGACAUGGAGGAGGCUGUUCUUAGGACCAUUAAUAAAACUUUGGAACUUGAUAUUAAAGACUGUCGUGGCCAAAGUUAUAAUAAUGCUAGCAAAAUGUCUGGUCAAUACAAAGGUCUUCAGUCAAGAAUUAAAGCUGUAAAUCCUCUGGCUACUUUUGUUCCUUGUGCAGCGCAUUCUCUCCAACUCGUGGGAUCAGUUGCCGCGGAAAGUAGUGACGAGUCAGCUGCUUUUUUUACACUGGAACAACAACUUUACAAUUUUUUUUCUGGAUCUACAAGCAGAUGGCAACUUUUAGUAUCCAAAUUAGAUGAAGAAUCGACGGUACUAAAAAAUCUGUCAAAAACUCGAUGGAGUGCGCGAGCAGAUGCAAGCAAAGCCUUAUACAGUUCAUACAAACAGGUUCUGGAAGUAUUAAACUCUAUUUGCGAAGACAAAAAUCAAUGUAAAGAGACCAAAAUAGAAGCAAAAGCAAUUUUAGAAAAAAUGAAAGAAUUGGCGAAAGAUCUUUUUCAGCUCUUAAAAGAAUAA